Molecule: messenger RNA, 687 nt
Organism: Meloidogyne enterolobii
Lineage: Eukaryota; Metazoa; Nematoda; Chromadorea; Rhabditida; Meloidogynidae
Source: the annotation of a GenBank genome assembly
AUGAGUGAGAAAACAUCUUUAUCUUUUAAUGAUUUAUCAAUCACUGGUGAUUCUUGUUGUUCUACUUCUUGUAUGUUAGAAGAUUUCAAUCAACGUUUACAAAAUUUGGAGGAAAUUUUGAAUGAGAAAAAUAAAAAUGUUAAGAAAGAAGGUAAUUUUGAAGAAGAUGAGAAGGAAAUUAAAGAAUUAAAUAAUGAAUUGACAAAAAAUAAAGAUUUAGUAUCUCAAUUAGAAAUUGAAAAAUCAGCAAAUGAGAAAGAAUUUAAUUUGCUUUUAAUACAAAUUGGGCAAAUGUUUUUGGGAAAUUCAACAAUUAAAAUUAUUACAGAACAACCAAAAAUUUCACAUGCCGACAAACUCGCUUUAUUAACUAGCGAAUUUAAGAAAAUUAACGAAGAAAAUAAUAAAGUGCAUUUUGUGCCAAUUCCGAAUAAAAUAGAUACUUCUGAUUAUCCAUUUACAAUUGGCAUGUUUAGCGUUGAAAACGACAAAAUUAAUUAUAAUGGGAAGGAAGAUGAAGGUUUUAAAGAGAAAAAUUAUAUUUGUACUGCUUAUGGGCAAAGUUCAUUUGACAAAGAAUUGGGUUGUUGUCGUCGUAUUUUGUUUUAUUUUGAAAUAACUAUGAUUAAAGAAUGGGCUUAUAAAGUGUAUGAUUUUUAUAUAAUUGAGGAGAUCUUAGGGUUAUAA